Rhipicephalus sanguineus (brown dog tick) is the source of this 3789-nucleotide messenger RNA. RefSeq names its product INO80 complex subunit E. Gene Ontology annotation, cellular component: Ino80 complex; nucleus. The coding region runs from base 302 to 1213 and encodes 303 amino acids. The record is from RefSeq and is a predicted model, not a curated record. Gene Ontology annotation, biological process: chromatin remodeling. The transcript is spliced from 2 exons. Lineage: Eukaryota; Metazoa; Arthropoda; Arachnida; Ixodida; Ixodidae.
AGCGGGGCCGACCCACCGUUCUGUAACAGCGUAGCGUCAGCGUUCUCUUCGAUUUAUUUCGUUACAACCGUUACGGUAACGUCGUGGAAAGUCUUGCGGAACGCGAGUUCUAAGGUACGUCAGAAGCUCUUUUUAGUUAAGGAAGUUCAACGCUGCUGAAAAAAACUGAACGGUAUAUGCAACGACUUUUUAUCGGAGAUGCGACAAGAUACGACCUCUUGGCAGCGCGGAAGAUCUUGAGUUGGCCGGGCAUACAAGCAAAUGCUUUGAGAGCAUUGCUAACAAGCUGCAAUCCUUAAAAAUGCCCAUAUCUGACGAAGCUUCUGUGCCAGUUAUUUCUUAUCGUCAAAAAUAUCGUAACCUAAAGCGCAAGUUGAAGUUCCUUCUCUACGAGAACGAGUGUUUUCAAGAGGAGCUGCGAAAGGCGCAAAGGAAGCUUCUCAAAGUGACGCGGGAUAAAAGCUUUCUUCUCGACCAGAUCCUUCAGUACGAGUCGAUCGACUCAUCUUCGAGCGACUCUGAUGCGACAGUAUCUAGUGACAGCGAUUCUGAGCUUCGUGUUGAACCACCACCACCGCCUCCAGCAGUAAAGAAAAAGAAGCCGUCUUCGGUGGCCCCCGUUGAGAGCGGUAACGUCCACCACAUUCCAGUGGCUAGCGUGUCCGCAACAGCAGUGCCCAGUGCAACUCCCUCUUGUUCUAUACCUAUUAAGACUGAAAUAACACCGGGCCCGCUACCGGUCACUAAUACUUCUGCUGCAUUGGGUGUUCUGCCCACGCUCGCAGCGAAGUCGGCCGUUCUGUUGCCUCCCGGCGCGUCGCUGAAUCCGACGGCUGAGAAGAAGAAGAAAGUAGCCAGGGUCUCCAAGCCCCCGCCAGCGACAGUGACGGCGCCGCCGCAUCCGACUUCGAAGCCGAUUUUGGUCCCGGGUGUUCCGAAAAGGUUAGUGGAAGCGGCCGAUGCGCUUUCUGCGAGUCGUCUGGACGGCCACAUGACUUCGGAGGAGGUGGAGAGGCACCUGGAAGCAAGGCAGGCUCUGCGCGAUUUACUUCCCGAGAAGGCUCCGCUCACAGUGCCUGCUGAGCUUUUCAGUAAUGAACCACCAGCAGACCUACUUGACGGCGGGCCGCCCUUGCUGGCGCCUGGUACCUCUGUCAUGGCCUCCACUGACGCCGAAGGGGAUGAGGACGAGCUCAUCACUGGAAUAGCGUAGUAAUGGUGCACAUCUCAAGUCGGAAUCACCAUGUCUGUGACGCUCUGAUACUGUACCGAUACUUGAGGUAGAGUUAUAUAAGUCCGAAUUAUGUGGAAGUCCACUCUGUACAAAUGGUAUUCGCCCAUUCGCGGCUGUCGUCUUGAUACAUGGCUUCCCCUUAGGUUUUUGCAGUUCUUCUUAGGGUCCUAACAUGUUUGGAAACAUUUAGCUGCCCACCUGUGUGAAUUAAAACGUUAGCUGUGCAUAAAACAUUGAUUUAAAUAACACUGCAUUUAGCUUGUUGUGUUUAGAAGUCUCCUGCUAGCCUUGUGUUUCAGGGCACAAUUUACUAAGGACCAGAAGUAACCCAUAUACUAAAGUCAGUGACAAUCCAAAAAGUCAAGGCUCUUAAAAGCAUGUUGUCCUAACUCUUGGCUUUUCAUAUUCAGAGAGUUAGUUUUCUUACAGAUUGCCGCACAAAGAAGAGGGGUGCCAUUGAUUCAGCAGUGGCACUGUCAUGCUCCGCACACAUGAACAGUUAACAUGAACAGGUGAAAUUCAGCUCACAGCACAAACUUGCACCAUUGCAGCGCAAGGAACUCUAAAAAUGAUUUAAGAAAGUGGUUAUCCUGGCUUCACAUUAAAAGAGCUUUGCUUUUAUGCUCCAAAGAAUCUGAAUAACAAACACGAACCACCAAAGGUCAAGUUAAUCUUUCUAAAAGAAAUGGAGAACAAGGUGUAUUUGGCUUGCAAAUGCAUGCAUGGUGUCUCUCAAGUGAAUUUGCCGUAACUUUUUUACAUUUUAACUGACUAUGGUAUUCUGGGCUACACGAAAUGGCAACCUUGCACCCUUCUUUGGCAGUGUGCACCUGUUCCCACCAGGUGUUUGCAUAGUUUAUGUCGUGUGAUUAAGAAAGUGCACCAGCAUGAUAUUGCAUUAUGAUUUUAAGCUUGCAGAGGAGUGCACACCAAUUGGAAUUGUAAGAUAGGAUGCAUGAAGGAAACUUUCAAUUCGCAACUGCAUGUCGCAUGGAAUGAAGCAGUUCCUGUAUAGCAUACAGAAAAGUGAAACUGCUGGACAAUCAGCAUUCUUAAUGGGAAAGUCACAAAAUUGAACUGCCAUGAGCAACUUUAGUAACAGAUAGCCCCUGUGUCAUUCAAUGGUGUUGUAAAACUUGUGAAAAUUUGUGGACAUGGAAAAGAGGGAUUACUAUAGGAAAGAAAAGCAAACUGUUGGCACACUUGCCAGCUACUGUACGUAUCUGAUGGCAUUUAUUUGAAUGAUUAGGUGGGUCUCUGUUGCUGCAUGAAUGUGCAAGGAACAAGGCAAGCUGAAUUUGUUUCCAGUGGCUGCUGUAAAGGAUUCUGUUAACAGAAGUUGUGUAUUAGGAGCCUAUUCGUACUGCAUAAUCAUGUUGCUGGCAUUACCAAAACUUGUUUUUCCAGCAGCUCUACUGUCCAUGAUUGUUUUGUGGUGGGGAUUGAGAACAUGUUUUCUAAUAAUUGCUCCAGUGUGACAGGGGUGCCUUGAGCAGGUUGUUUGCAGACAGUGUUGGCAAACGUUUAUUCCAAUGCAGCAGUGCCUAACUGGUGCUCCUUAUGACCUUCUCACUUAAUCAAGUAAGGCAAAGGUGGUUUGUUGCCUUGCUUAUGAUGUCUCAUGUAUUGAAUAUGUUUUGUUGGAUAUAAUCAAACUGUUUCUAGUUACCUUCUCCACAUUUACUGCAACAGAUUGUUCAUAAGUUUGAGUUGUGCUCAGUACUUCGUGUUUCUGUUGUCAGAAAAUGCAUUUCAUUUAUGUUAAAAUUUAAGGCCAAAAGCUGAGGAGCAUAGUGCCUGGCCAUGCUGCCAUUGCAAAAUGUGCAGAGUGGCAUGUGCUCAUCACAGCUGCCUGUGGGGAAAUUUGUGGAGGUCAUGAAUUUUCUUGGCUAUUAUCAGUGGCUUUUUCAGACUGACUAGCAAUGUUUUAUGAAUGCGGGGCUACUAAUGGUAUUGCAUUUUGAAGCUGUUUUACAGUAAAGCGGCCAGUUACACCGCUGAUUUUUAUGUCAAAAUGUUUUAUUUUUUAUGUAUGAUUGUAAACAUCAACACAAGUAUGAGUGACACUGUAAAUGCCCAGAGCAUAGCCACACAUGAAGUGUUGAUGUACCUAGUAUGUGGAGAUUGAUAGCAACUUUAAACCUAAUGCUUCUUUUUAAUAUUUUUAGUCUUUUUUUAUUUUAUAAUAUUUUUUUUGCAUAGUUGCCUUCGUUUUAUAGAAUUUUAACUACAGUGCAUCGACUGAUUGAUUAUGACAUUUUUGUGUGAAGUAAUUUUAUCUUGGAUCUGUACAUCUUUCUUUAAGGGGCACCUCUUAUGCACUUAUACAAUUGAGUUCAUGACGUACAAUGUUUUAAUUUUUUUAUGUAUUGUAAUAUAUCAACAGAAAUGUGAUGUUAAACAGCAAAGAACAUAGUCGCACUUCAGAUGUUAAUGAAUGCAGUAGAUGAAGGUUCGUAGCAACUUGGAACCAAAUGUUUUUUUAGUGUUUUGUUUACAUUUGCCUUUGUUUUGUGUAAGUUUAACACCAGUGAAUUAAAAGAUUGCUUAUGACA